UUCGAUUUCCAUCAUCAUGAGCACAUCAUCGACGCGAGUCCCGAAGAAGCGGACUCUUGCUGAAGACUACGGCGGCGGCGUUGACGAGGACCUCCAGGCGUAUGUAGAUGACGACAACGAUCCCACACAGUCGUCUGACGCCGUGAUGGCGAGUAACAAGCUCAGUCAGCGCAUCCAGAAGCGAUUGACUACGCUCGAGAGCGAUUCCGGCAACUCGCAAUACCAAGACUUUUCGUCGUUGAAAAUGAAGAACGAUCACGCGUCUCGUCCGGUGUGGGUGUGUCCCAAUGGUCGCAUCUUCCUCGAAGCAUUCAGUCCGCUGUACAAACAAGCAUACGACUUUCUCGUCGCGAUCUCGGAACCUGUGUCUCGUCCCGAGUUUCUGCAUGAAUACAAGCUCACACCGUACUCCCUGUAUGCCGCCGUGUCCGUGUCGAUUGAGACCGAAAGCAUCGUCAAGGUGUUGGAGCGAUUGAGUAAGAACCACUUGCCGCUCGUGAUUGUCCAAUUCAUCAAGGAAUGCACGGCCAGUUAUGGCAAGGCCAAGUUGGUGCUGCAUCACAACGAAUACUAUGUCGAAUCGCUGUACCCCAAAGUGCUCAAGCGUCUUCUCGAAGAGGAAUCCAUUCGACUGGCUCGCGUGAAAGAAGAUGUCCUGGGGGCAGGCGCGGCGUCGACGUACAACGCGACGGGUGAGUUUCUACAAAAGGAAAUCAGCGCGGAAGACCAAGCCAACAAGCAGUACGAGCAGCUUCUCAUGGAAGACUACGAUCAGACCGAGGAUCAGCAGCGCGCCAAGGCCGCGGCGGCCGCUACUACGGUGCAAACCGUGAGUUUCCGCAUUCGCAAGACUCAUGUCGAGCAAGUCAAGCGCGCAUGUCUCGACAUUGAUUUCCCGUUGAUGGAGGAGUACGACUUUCGCAACGACAAGUCUAUCCCGGACAUCGACAUGGAUUUGAAGCCCACGACGCGUAUCCGAGAGUAUCAGGAGAAGUCGCUCAGUAAAAUGUUUGGAAACGGCCGCGCACGUUCAGGCAUUAUUGUGCUUCCGUGCGGCGCCGGCAAGACCUUGACAGGGGUCACGGCGGCGUCGACGAUCAAAAAGUCAUGUUUGUGUCUGUGUACGUCGGCCGUGUCGGUGGAGCAGUGGACGGCGCAAUUUAAAAUGUGGACGUCCAUUCCAGAGAAGAAAAUUGCACGCUUUACGAGUGUGGCAAAAGACUACAUCGACCCCGUGUCGGGCGUGAUUGUGACGACGUACACCAUGGUUGCGUUCGGGGGAAACCGCGCGGCGCAGUCGGCGGCCGUGAUGGACAUCAUCCAGAGCCGCGAAUGGGGAUGCAUCUUGCUAGACGAAGUGCACGUCGUGCCUGCCAAGAUGUUUCGCAAGGUCAUCGGGUCCAUUGCGUGCCACUGCAAGCUCGGACUCACCGCGACCCUCGUUCGCGAAGACGACUUGAUUGGGGACUUGAACUUUCUCAUCGGCCCCAAGCUGUACGAGGCCAACUGGAUGGACCUGACGCAAUCGGGGUUCUUGGCCAACGUUUCAUGUGUCGAAGUGUGGUGCCCCAUGACUGGCCCCUUUUAUGCUGAGUACUUGAAGGAAAACGUGAGUGCACGCAAACGGGCGCUGCUGUACGUGGCCAACCCCAACAAGUUUUCGGCCGCCGAGUAUUUGAUCAAGUACCACGAAGACCGCGGCGAUAAGAUCCUGCUCUUUUCAGACGAUGUGUUUGCGUUGCGACUGUAUGCAACCAAACUUCAAAAGGGGUUCAUUUACGGGGGCACGGGCGAACGCGAACGCAUGCGGCUGCUGCAGUCGUUCCGGUCCAGUCCCCAUGUGAAUGUCAUUUGCAUCUCAAAAGUCGGGGACACAUCCAUCGAUUUGCCCGAAGCAAACGUGAUCAUUCAAGUGAGUUCUCACUUUGGAUCGCGGCGGCAAGAAGCCCAGCGGUUGGGUCGUAUUUUGCGCCCCAAGGCUAACGCGACCGGUGGCUUUAACGCGUUUUUCUACACGUUAAUCUCCACCGACACACACGAAAUGUACUACUCGAACAAGCGCCAGCAGUACCUCGUGGACCAAGGGUACACGUUUAAAGUCGUGACGGAGCUGUACGACAAGGCUACGUUUGAAGUAUAUGUACAUAGGCGUAUUUACAAGCAAAGACUCGCAAAGUGAGUUGCUCGCAGAAGUGCUGGAGGCCCAAGACUUGGAAAAGUUUAUCGACGACGAGAACGCCGAGAUUUCAAAGAUUGGGGGCGACGAAGACCUGUCCCGGUUGUCUGGCAAGAAGAAGAAGACGACCAUGGGCGCCUUGUCCGGGGCAGAUGGGUCUAAGUACAUGGAGUACUCGACGGGACACGGGGCUAAGCAGCGCCACAAUUUGUUUCGAGAUCGGUACAAGUAGACAAAAAGUACUCGUUCCAGUGUACAGUAGUCGUACUUGGAGUAAAUCGAAUCGAUUGUUGGCUGUACAAAAUACCUCCUGGUAUGUAAAGCCUUUGUUGACAGACA
Messenger RNA from Aphanomyces astaci, 2515 nucleotides. RefSeq lists its product as hypothetical. The coding region runs from base 17 to 2179 and encodes 720 amino acids. Gene Ontology annotation, molecular function: 3'-5' DNA helicase activity; DNA binding; ATP binding. NCBI's taxonomy places the organism in Eukaryota, Oomycota, Saprolegniomycetes, Saprolegniales, Verrucalvaceae. Gene Ontology annotation, cellular component: nucleotide-excision repair factor 3 complex; transcription preinitiation complex; transcription factor TFIIH holo complex. Gene Ontology annotation, biological process: nucleotide-excision repair; transcription initiation at RNA polymerase II promoter. The record is from RefSeq and is a predicted model, not a curated record. The transcript is spliced from 12 exons.